Heterotrigona itama is the source of this 4984-nucleotide messenger RNA. The record is from the annotation of a GenBank genome assembly. NCBI's taxonomy places the organism in Eukaryota, Metazoa, Arthropoda, Insecta, Hymenoptera, Apidae.
AUGCUGAAUAUCAUAUUAUUAUGUUGGAUAUGUUGGCUGUUUUGGGCGGGUCUUCCAACACUCACAGCUUAUCCUGUAUCAUCCUCUGUGCGAACGGGUAUGUGAUUGCACAUUUGAAUAUCUAUUUUGAUAACAAAACUGCCAGUUAGAGGUUAUUUCGCUUGUAACAGAUUUGCCAUACUCUUAUGCUUCAUCAAAAUGGGAACGAUACUGGAUACAAUAUACUCUUGGUCUUUUGAGUGUUACUGCUACAGCAUUUACUUUGGUUGGUUGCCUUUGUUGUCGAAGACCUAGAAGACCCAAGGGAUUUCAGGAGUUCAAAGAUGGAAAUAAUAUUGGUCAAGAAUCAGUAUUUGAACAUUCUUUCGAAGGUUUGGAAUUGAAUGUUCCACAUAUGUUAGCUCUUUCAGAAAGAGUACAAUUUGAACCUUUGCCUGUAGAGCAUAUUAUAUCUGGACCUAGAAAUGUUUCAAAACCUAAACCAUUACCUUUAUCGACGUCUUUUUUUGAAAAACAUGAUUCUGAUUCUAAUACUCUCCCUGAACAUUGUCAUGAAUGGUUUGAUGCACAGGACUUAUGCGUACCUAGAGAGAAAUUAAAAUAUUUAAGAGAAAUUGGUCAUGGUUGGUUUGGAAAAGUUGUUGAAGGUCGUGCAGAUUUAGAAGGACAUAAAAGGACUUCUAAAAAUGGUGGUGUUGUUGUGAGAAUUCUUACAGAAGAAGCUACUAUGAAGGAAAAGGCUUGGUUUCUUGGAGAAGCAACUCCAUAUUUGAAACUACAUCAUCAGAAUAUCUUGGCUUUACUGGGUUUUUGUUUGGAAACUGAUCCAUAUCUGUUACUAUUUGAAUCAUGUUCAGCAGGUGAUCUUAAAGAUUUAUCUGCUAGAAAUUGUUUAGUAGCAUCAGACUUAUCAGCAAAAUUGGGAGAUUAUGGGACUGGUGUAGAAAAAUAUCCUGAAGAUUAUUAUGUAGUUGGAGAUCGUGCAUUACCCAUUAGGUGGUCAGCACCAGAAAGUGUAGAGUGUACUGAUACUACUAUUGAAACAAGAGAAAUUACAUCUCAAGCAAAUAUAUGGAGUUAUGCUAUUUUUCUUUGGGAAAUUAUUACAUGGGGAAACAGACCAUACCAUGAUAAGAGUGAUGAACAAGUAAUUCAAAUGCUUUUACCUUUAAGAACUGAUCUUUUAUCAAAUGGUAUACAAGUGCUGCAAACAUACCUAGAAAAUUGUCCACCAAAUAUAUAUCAAGCAAUUCAUUUAUGUUUGAAUUUAAAUCCACAGAAAAGACCAAAUUUGGACGAGAUUAAGCAACUUCUUUUGAAUGAAUAUACAGAAUACCUGGAUUUUGAACAAAGAUGGGAGAAUUUACGAGUUAAUGCUAAACAUGUUCGAAGUGCUAGUUUGCAAGAUCUUCGAGGAAGUAUCGAUUCAGAUUAUUGGACCACUAUUGUUGAUGAUACACCACGCCAGUCGUCAUUUCGACUCGGACCCAAUGAACUAGUAAAAAAUAUACCAAAUGUUAAAAAUAUUAUUCAUCAUGAAUCUAGUUCCGAAACUGAAGAAGAAAGUUGGAAAGGACGAAUUGAACAAGGAGUUUAUACAGAAAAAGUCAAACAAAAAUCCAAAUCUGUUACUGACUUAAUGGUACUUGUACAUAUCGAUUUUGAUUCUGAUGCAGAAUUAUCGCUGGGUGCUCAAAUGUCGGAAAAAUAUGGGAAAAAAAAAUUGCCCGCUACCGGCAGUGAUAGUGAUCUUAGGCACAGCCUCCAUACAGAUGAAUUUGAUGAAACAUUAAGAAAAUUACGCGAUCCUUUGCCAAAUAAUACUUGUAAUAAAAUCAGAAUGCUAGAUAUUUCAGAAAAGCCAAAAUUAUUGACAUUAACCAUGGAUCAAGCUCAAACUCCGAUUUUGAGAUUAUCUUUAAAUGAUAAAGAAUCUGAUAUUAGAUCUAUUGCAAAUGCAACUACAGAAACACGUAAUGAAAAACAUGUAUUAAGACUCUUAUCAAAAGGAGAUCCUAAUCUUCCUCUUUUACGUUAUGUACCUGAUGACACAUCUUGUGAAAUGCUAAAAGAAAACAAGUUCCAAUCUAAUGAUACAUCUAAUUAUGAAAACAGCAAUAAUAUAUGUAAUUUUCCUAAUAACAUGUCAGUUACUUUUGGGACUAGUGAAAGUAAUGUAGUUGAUGUUGCACUUUGGAAUCAUGUAUUAGAUUCUGCUUUAGAAAAAAAGGUACCUGGUUUCUUGGAUGAAGGUGAGUUUAACGAAUAUAUAGAAUCUUCAUCUAAACAAGAAAAUACUACUGCAUCAGAAUUAACUACUGAAUCUAUGUCAGAUACUUUACAAUCUCAGAAACACUCUACAUAUAAUGCAAGUGAUAAAUUUUCUAAUGAAGAAGAUACAGACAUAAACAGAAGAUGUGUACCAAAUGAAGAUGAAGAAGAAAGAAAACAAUUAUCCACACCUGAUGACGAACAAAGUUCUGAUUCUGGAUUUAGAGAUAAAGAAUCCUGUGAAGAAGAAGAAAAUGUUUAUCCUUUAAUUCCUUCCACCUCUACUGAUAAUUCUGCAGUGAAUAUACCAGCAUGUACUGAAGAAGAACAAUUACAAAUUUUAUUCGAACUGGAUACUAUUCUUGAUGCAGAAUACUAUGCAACACUUCCUAGUUCUGAAAAAACAGAAAAUUUAACUUCAAUUAAUCAUACAGAAAAUAAAAUUCUUUCUACAAAUGAAGACGAAUCUGAUUCUAUUCAUACUAUAGACACUAUAAUUGAAAUAGAGAAUAAUGAAAAUACUCCUAAUAUUAAUUUAGUAGAAGGUAAUAUUAUAAAAUCAGUAUCAGAAGAUAAACAAGAAAUACAAACAGAAAAUGUUACUGAUAUCACGGAAAUUACCGAACCAAAAAAUUCAAGUGAUAUCAAUUCUCUUUCUCAAGAAAUAGAUUUACAACAUAAUAGAACACAACAUAAUAUAAAAACAGACGUCGAAUAUUUCAAAGAACAAGAUGGAUUAAAAUAUUUACAAAAUAAAGAUGAAAAUGAAAUUAAAAUUAAAAUUAAAAAUGAAAUUGAAAAUAAAAAUGAAAAUGAUAUCAUUAUUACUAUAAAAGAAUCUGAAAAUAAAGAUAUAAUUGAAAAUAAAAGUAAAUGUGAAAAUGAUAUUGAAAAAAAUGAAGAAAAUAUAAGUGUAAAUAAAAAUAAAAAUAAAGUUGAAGAUAAAAAUGAUGAAGAAAAUGAAGGUAAAAGCAACAAACAUGAAAAUAAUAUUGAAAAUAGUAAUGAAAGUGAAAAUGAGAAAGAAAUAGAAAAAAAAAAUGAAAAUGACAUUGAAGAUGAAGAUAGUUCUACAAUGAGUUUACGUAGUGAUAAUUCUUAUGUAUCAUUUGACAUAGAAGAAGAGUUUGUAACUGCAAUUCGAAAUGAGCUUAGAGAGAAAUUGCCUUGUGCGCAGAUGUCUGUUAUAGAACCAUUAGAAGCUCAUGAUAAUGAUCCUUCUAUAGAUUGUAAACAUUGGGAUGAUGAUGAUAGCGAAGAUUCUUCUAAUCAAGGUAGUGGAGGAGUGGGCAUUUCAAUAAGGUAUAAUGUGUAUGAUUCGCCACUCAGUCCAAUCCAAGAAGAACGAGAAAGUACUCUGACCUCAGAGUCUUUAAUAUCAAAUUCUAUAGAUACAUCAAUUGCUUCAAAAGAAUCUGUUACUUCAGAUGACGUCUUAUUAGUUGAUACUCGAACAAAUAAAAUGAUUUUAUUAGAAGGAUUAGGAGAAAAACUACAAGAUGAUGAACGAGAUACAACUAAUGGAGAUUUAUCUGAAGAAGAAAAUUUGGAUUAUAAUUGUUCGGUAGUUCGUUCUCGUGAUGACAAAUCUCAUAUUAUGGUUGCAAGUGGUGGAGCACCUUUACCAAGUCCAGAGGAAGAAACUAAAUGGCAACAAUUACCUCCAUCUUUUCCGUUGCCAUUGCCUUUACCAUUAGAAGAUGAUUUAAUGUCAACAAGUUUUGGAACAGAGCAUGGAUGGGGUAGUCAGGAUGAAGAUGAUGAAGAAGAAGAGGAAGAAGAUGAAGAAGAAGAGGAUGAAAAUAAUAGCUCUAGUUCUGGAGAAUUUGUCUGGAAAAGAUAUAAUGAAUCCCAUGUUGAGCAAGUUCAAAUUCGAAGUGUAAGUAAUAAUGAAGAAGCAAUAAUAGAUGCUGAUGUAGAGGAUGAAAUAGAUGCAGAGGAAGAAGGGGAAGGUGAAGAAGAAGAAGAAGAGGAGGAAGAAUUUACACCAUCAGCUUGGAAUGCAACAUUAGAGCCUCAUCGUUCUGCAUUAAGAUCUCCAGAUAAAACAUUAAAAUCUAAUGAUCAAAAGAAGAGUGUAUGGUUUAAGAAACAACGCUAUCACUGUGUAUAUGAAUAUCCAAAGGAAACAAUGGCUAUAGAAACUCAAGGAGAACCAACUACUACUUGGGAGCCAACUUCAUAUAGUGGAAAUGAAGAAUUUUUUGUGAGCAGUUCAAAUCGUCCGUUUCAAUUUCAAACUAGCGAAAGUAAAUAUGUAAGUCAAUUCUUUCCUGGUGCGUCUACAUCAAUGACUGAAGAACGAGAUGAAAUAGAUGGUGAUCAACAAGGAAUACCACAAAAUGGAAUAGACUUGUUAACUGACUGUAGUCAGAGUCAACAAUAUCAAUUAGGAGAGUUGAGGCACACUAGAGAUCGCUUAAAAUUGAAUUUAUCUAUAACUGAUGCAUCUUUUGUUUCUAUUAAACAAACGAAAGAGAAUAAUAUAGAGCAUGAUACAGAAAACGUGUCGGAAUUCUCAGAAAAUAUAGACUUUACGCAGGACCAACAUAUUCUAUCAAACUCCUUGAAUUAUAAUAUGUUACCAACGGUGCCUCCCAAAGACAUUCAAGAAAAAAAAAGUCUUGAUCCGACUUCUUCAAAAAGUGCCCAAUGUGAUAGUCAACAAAAAAUUGAACCUGUCGACAAGUGUAGUGUUUUGACUCAGAACUAA